This is a messenger RNA of Pleurotus ostreatus (oyster mushroom), 1581 nucleotides long. RefSeq lists its product as uncharacterized. The record is from RefSeq and is a predicted model, not a curated record. Lineage: Eukaryota; Fungi; Basidiomycota; Agaricomycetes; Agaricales; Pleurotaceae. Gene Ontology annotation, molecular function: iron ion binding; oxidoreductase activity, acting on paired donors, with incorporation or reduction of molecular oxygen; monooxygenase activity. The transcript is spliced from 9 exons. The coding region runs from base 1 to 1581 and encodes 526 amino acids.
AUGACUACCUUCGCUGAAUUCGCCGGCAGUCAGCUUACUAGUCCCACUCAAGCCAUCGUGCUAUUAGCAUCGCUCAUCUCAGCAAGUGUAUACUUCUUCCUUAGGGCAAUAUUCCCUACUCGAUUGGUGGACAAGCAUGGCAACUCGAUUCCCUCUGGACCAGUUGGCCUCCCAGUUUUGGGCUCCUUCCCCUUCUUGACGAGAUAUCCGGAGUUGACGCUGGACUACUGGGCAAAGAAGUUCGGUCCUCUGUACUCUCUUUGGCUCGGCAAUCAGCUUUUCGUCAUCGUCUCGGAUCCUCAAGUGGUGAAGGACCUUAUGGUUACCAAUGGCGCCAUAUUCUCCUCCAGGAAGGAGAUGUUCCUGAAGUCGAAGACCAUCUUCGCGGGACGUGGAAUCACCGCCACUCCGUACAACGAAACCUGGCGCAAGCACCGCCGUAUUGCUGCUGGUUCCUUGGUCCAGAAGGCUGUCGACGGGUACACCCACGUCCUUGACUACGAGGCCACAAUUCUCGUCAGGGAAUUGUUCACAUAUGGCCAGGCGGGCAAUGCCCCGAUAAACCCGCAACCGCACGCCGGGCGGUGCUCGUUGAACAACAUGUUGACAAUUGUCUUCGGCACUCGUACGGAUUCGAUUGACCAUCCCUUGGUUGGUCGCGCCCUCCGUCUUUCCCGCGAAUUCAUGAACUGUACUGGACCCGUUUCUAACUUAAUUGACUUCGUUCCCCUCCUCCAAAAGCUCCCGAACUACAUGACUUCCCGUGGCAAGCAACUUCACAAGGACCUCGUUGAGACAUAUGGCGGAAUGAUCCUCGACAUCGAAAAGCGCAUGAAGGACGGAGAGAAAGUCCCUGACUGCCUCGUGAAAACGAUGAUUGAAGUGAAGGAUGAGGAACAGCUUGAUCACGUUGAUAUGGCCAUCCUCUGUGCAGCAUUCAUGAUUGGUGGUGUCGAGACGACGGCUUCGAUUAUGCAGUGGUUCUCAGCUCUCAUUCCAGCGUAUCCUGAAAUCCAGGCCAAGGCCCACGCUGAACUGGAUCGUGUUGUUGGUCGCGGGAGAUUACCAACCGUUGAGGACGAGAAGAACAUGCCAUAUAUCCAUGCCAUCGUCAAGGAGGUCGAACGUUGCCACAACCCAUUCUGGCUCGGAACGCCACAUGUGAACACUCAGGACUUCACCUACCGAGGCCAAUUCAUUCCCAAGGACACUGUCGUUGUGCUCAACACUUAUACCAUGCACCACGACCCCGCUCGCCAUCCUGAUCCCCACACCUUCAAUCCGGACCGGUACAUCAACGACCACACACUUUCUUCCGAGUCUGCUAAUCUUAGCAAUGCUUAUGAACGUGACCACUGGAUGUUUGGCGUAGGCCGCCGCAUUUGCCCUGGUAUGUGGGUCGCUGAGCGUGAGGUUUGGUUGGCGAUCUCUCGUAUGUUAUGGGCUUUCAAGAUGGAAGAAAUUCCUGGAGAGCCCAUCGAUCUUAAGGAGUACGACGGCCUGUCUGGUCGCUCUCCCGUACCUUUCCGCAUCAAGAUGAUUCCUCGUGAUCAUAAGGUCAAGGAGGUUCUCGGGCUUUAA